UCUCCGCUCGGGGGCCAUGUUAGCUGUUCGCGGUUUUGUUUAACCGGUGUGAAAGGUGCGGGGAUUCUGGGCCAAUCCUGAGGUGACGGAAUUGAGGAAGUCCGAGAGAGGUUCUGUCCCCGCUGCAGAGAGGCGGGUCUCAGGCUCGACGCCGCCGCCCGGGGUGCCCCAUCCCAGGCCUCGGAUCCGGACCGCCGCGCCCGUCUGCUCUGCCCUCUCCUGGCCCCGCUCCGCCCACAGGUCCGAUGGCAGCGGCAGCCCGAAGGAACCCGCUUCAGGGCAGUGUGACCUUUGAGGAUGUGGCUGUGUACUUCUCCUGGGAGGAAUGGAGUCUCCUUGAUGAUGCUCAGAGAUGCCUGUACCACAAUGUGAUGCUGGAGAACUUGGCACUUAUAAUCUCCUUGGGUUGUUGGCAUGGAGCAGAGAAUGAAGAGGCACCUUCUGAACAGAACAUUUCUGUACAUGGAAUGUCAGAGGUCAGGAUUCCCAAGGCAGGCAUGAUCUCCCAGAAGGCCCAUUUUUGUGAGCUAUGUGACCUGGACUUGGGAGACAUUUUGCACUUGACUGAGCACCAGAGGCAGAAACUGUAUGAUAUUGGAGCAUGGGAGAAACACUUGUAUCUCAGUGUAAAACAUCAGCACCGCAAGCAGCACAUUGGAGAGAAAUGCCUCAGAAGCAAGAUGGGCAAAGCCUCAUUUAUGAACAACUGCAGAUUUUUUGUGUUGGGGAAGUCACUUUCCUGUGGGGAAUCCACACAGACCAGGGAUAAGUCAAACAGGAGAACUGAGUGUGGAGCAGCCUUUCACAGGAGGAAAACUCAUUACAGUCCUGGAGAAUGCACUGGAGACUUCAGUUGCAAACAUAUAGUUUCUCAGCAUCAGAGAGUCCUCACUAGGGAAAAAUGCUACACAUGUAAUGAAUGUGGGAAAUCUUUUAGCAAAAGCUACAGCCUCAAUGACCAUUGGAGAGUUCAUACAGGAGAAAAGCCUUAUGAGUGUGGGGAAUGUGGCAAAUCCUUUAGACAGAGCUCUAGUCUCAUUCAGCAUCGGAGAGUUCACACUGGAGCAAGACCUCACGAGUGUGAUGAAUGUGGAAAAUUAUUUAGCAACAAAUCCAACCUUAUUAAACACCGGAGAAUUCAUACUGGAGAAAGGCCAUAUGAGUGUAGUGAAUGUGGGAAAUCCUUUAGCGAAAGCUCUGCACUCCUUCAACACCGGAGUGUUCACACUGGAGAAAGGCCUUAUGAGUGCAGUGAAUGUGGAAAAUUCUUUACAUACCACUCCAGUCUCAUAAAACACCAGAGAGUUCACUCUGGAUCAAGGCCCUAUGAGUGCAAUGAAUGUGGAAAAUCCUUUACCCAAAACUCUAGCCUCAUUGAACACCGUAGAGUUCAUAGUGGAGAAAGGCCUUACAAGUGCAGUGAAUGUGGGAAAUCUUUUAGCCAAAGCUCUGCACUUCUGCAGCAUCGGAGAGUUCACACUGGAGAAAGGCCUUAUGAGUGCAGUGAAUGUGGGAAAUUCUUUACUUACAGCUCCAGUCUCUUAAAACACCAGAGAGUUCACACGGGAUCAAGGCCUUAUGAGUGCAGCGAAUGUGGGAAAUCUUUUACUCAAAACUCCAGCCUCAUUAAACACAGGAGAAUUCAUACUGGAGAAAGACCUUAUGAGUGUAGUGAAUGUGGGAAAUCUUUUAGCCAUAGCUCUAGCCUUAUUAAACACCGAAGAGUUCACAGUUGUUAAAGGCCUGAUAAGUGCAAUGAAUUUGGGAAAUCGUUUACCCAUAGAUCCAGCUUCAGUGACCACUAG
This is a messenger RNA of Capra hircus (goat), 1805 nucleotides long. RefSeq names its product zinc finger protein 154-like. NCBI's taxonomy places the organism in Eukaryota, Metazoa, Chordata, Mammalia, Artiodactyla, Bovidae. The record is from RefSeq and is a predicted model, not a curated record. The transcript is spliced from 3 exons. Gene Ontology annotation, molecular function: DNA-binding transcription factor activity; RNA polymerase II cis-regulatory region sequence-specific DNA binding. Gene Ontology annotation, biological process: regulation of transcription by RNA polymerase II.